AUGGCCAACUUGCAGAUGAAUAUGGGAUACUCUUUGAUUUAUCGUUUCUUAGUAUUUAGCUUUUUUCUGAAAGUUCUUUGUGCCGUUCCAUUAAACCAUGAAGAAAUCAGCGACCAAUCGACUUGUACACUCAGACGAUCAUAUUUUCUUCAGCCUCAACUGAAGAAGAACAUCUUUUCAUUGGCAGAAGAGGCACAGAUGCUUGACAAAGACACAGACAAUAAAAUCUUUGGAAACAACCUCUUCUUCAACAUUAUGGAUGAAGACUACUGCUCUCUGAUGCGAGAAGUAACAAGCUGUGUUAUGGAGAAUGUUUUGCUUACUGAUGUCAGGAAAACAUUUCAUCAUACUGAAGAUGCAAUCAUAUUUUUUGGAAAUAUAAUGAGGGAAUUAGCAGGCUGUAAAGUAGAAGAAAAACAAAUAAAGAGUAAUGUUGAAGAAAUGAAAAACAAAAUUAAAAUGUUGGGACCCGAAGGACAGAUCAAAGUGAUUGGAGAACUGGAUUUGCUUUUCGGUCAUCUAAGAAAAUGUGCUUUUCAAAAACCAAACUUCUUUUUACACUAUAACUUGAAUAAGUAA
This is a messenger RNA of Pelobates fuscus (common spadefoot toad), 579 nucleotides long. It is a transcript of the gene IL22, whose product is annotated as interleukin 22. The coding region runs from base 1 to 579 and encodes 192 amino acids. The record is from RefSeq and is a predicted model, not a curated record. The transcript has 5 exons. NCBI's taxonomy places the organism in Eukaryota, Metazoa, Chordata, Amphibia, Anura, Pelobatidae. Gene Ontology annotation, cellular component: extracellular region.